Molecule: messenger RNA, 1011 nt
Organism: Hippopotamus amphibius kiboko
Lineage: Eukaryota; Metazoa; Chordata; Mammalia; Artiodactyla; Hippopotamidae
Product: 3-hydroxyisobutyrate dehydrogenase, mitochondrial-like
Exons: 1
Coding region: 1-1011 (336 amino acids)
Biological process (GO): L-valine catabolic process
Cellular component (GO): mitochondrion
Molecular function (GO): 3-hydroxyisobutyrate dehydrogenase activity; NAD binding; NADP binding
Source: RefSeq, a predicted model, not a curated record
AUGGCAGCCUCCUUAUGGUUCCGUGGAGCCGCCUCCGGCCUCCUGUACUGGAGCCGCCAGCAGGAGCCUGCUGUGGCCAGCCUCGCAGCGGUGUGUUCUAGGUCAAUGGCUUCUAAGACUCCAGUUGGAUUCAUUGGAGUAGGCAACAUGGGGAAUCCAACGGCAAGAAAUCUCAUGAAACAUGGCUAUCCACUCAUUAUUUAUGAUGUGUUCCCUGAUGCAUGCAAAGAAUUUCUAGAUGCAGGUGAACAGGUAGUGUCUUCCCCAGCGGAUGUAGCAGAAAAAGCUGACAGAAUCAUUACAAUGUUGCCCACCAGUCUCAAUGCCAUAGAAGCUUAUUCUGGAGCAAAUGGAAUUCUAAAAAAAGUGAAGAAAGGCUCACUAUUAAUAGAUUCCAGUACUAUUGAUCCUAUGGUUUCGAAAGAAUUGGCCAAAGAAGUUGAGAAAAUGGGAGCAGUUUUCAUGGACGCCCCUGUUUCUGGUGGUGUGGGAGCUGCUCGGUCUGGGAACCUCACGUUUAUGGUAGGAGGAAUGGAAGAAGAAUUUGCUGCUGCCCAAGAGUUGCUGGGGUGCAUGGGCUCCAAUGUCAUGUAUUGUGGAGCUGUUGGGACUGGGCAGGCUGCGAAGAUCUGCAACAACCUGCUGUUAGCUAUUAGUAUGAUUGGGACUGCUGAAGCUAUGAAUCUGGGAAUCAGGUUAGGGCUUGACCCAAAACUCUUGGCUAAAAUCCUAAAUAUGAGCUCAGGACGAUGUUGGUCAAGUGAAGCUUAUAAUCCUGUACCUGGGGUGAUGGAUGGAGUUCCCUCGGCUAAUAACUAUCAGGGUGGAUUCGGAACAACACUCAUGGCUAAGGAUCUGGGAUUAGCACAAGAUUCUGCUACCAGCACAGAGACCCCAAUCCUUCUGGGCAGUCAAGCCCAUCAGAUCUACAGGAUGAUGUGCGCGAAGGGCUACUCAGAAAAAGACUUCUCAUCUGUGUUCCAGUUUCUGCGAGAGGAAGAGAUGUUCUGA